This is a messenger RNA of Salmo salar (Atlantic salmon), 2458 nucleotides long. Lineage: Eukaryota; Metazoa; Chordata; Actinopteri; Salmoniformes; Salmonidae. The record is from RefSeq and is a predicted model, not a curated record.
ACAUUUCAGUUCUCUGUCUGCCCUGCAUGGUGUUUCAGUGAGCCCGUAUAUACGAACAACAUAUUUACCACUCAAGUGUUUGCAUAAAUUAAAGUACAAAGAAAUCAGAAGUUACUCUGUGCUGACUAUUUUGUUCCGACACCAGAUUCGAAUUGACGCGACCCCACAGAUGGGGAUUUGGACUUGUGGUUUUGACGUAAUUCUCUGUGCAGGCCAAUGAUUAUGAUGCGAUUCUGAUCUAACUAUCAAUGAAUAUGCUGUGCCACUGGCCUGAGACGAAUGAAGUUCAAUAUCUAGCCUAGAUGUAGCCCUUUUAGGCUCAAGUUAACUAGCUAGCUAACUUCGUUUUUUUUAUUUUUGCACAUGCAAGGAAGUUAGGCUAGCAAGUAUUUUAGCUAGGUAGCCUAGGACAACAAAAUCUAAAAGUGUACUUACUGUUUGACAGAGCCAUGGACCGUUUCGCCAACAUAAAAGAGAGGAGGAUGGCAUUGGCGUUCAACUAGUCUACAAGUAGGGAUGGAGGCAGAGAGAGACACAAUGGCAGCCUGUCACAUCACAUCCUCAUUAACAUCUGGAGCAGAACAGAGAACAACCCAGUUUACACUGUCCACCACGGCCUGAGACACAUGAGCACUGGUCUGAGAGAGAACGAGAGAACGAGAGAGAGAGAGAGAGAGAGAGAGAGAGAGAGAGAGAGAGAGACCUUGGGGGUCAAAGGGAGGAGAGAUCACAGUGGCAGAAAUGGGCUCAGAGAAAAAUAAAGAAGAUAUUUUUGCUUUCGAACUAUCCCACUAACGGAAAACGGUCAUGUUUGACUGAACAACCCUCAAAGGUGAUCAGUCACCGCUGUUUUGAAGAGAAAAAUAAAUCCUCAUCUCAUCAACUGCUGCAGGGACAGGGAGGGUGACUUGCUUCAUUAUGAACUGUGCUGCUAUUUUGAUACUAACCGCAAGUUGUUUCAGUUGGACGUCUGCUAUUUAUCUCCCAAACAGACAAGAAACAAAGAAACUGAAGUAUCUGCUUGAGCCUCCUGUUGAUGCCGAAGUAACCAGCCCUCGGGGAGGAAAUGCCACUUUGCCAUGUGUACUGCGAUUCAAACCAAGCCAUUACAAGGUGAAAUGGACAAAACUGGAACCACUUCGUCGUGGAAGCGAGAACAUUGUCAUGAUCACAAACGGUUCAGCCCACAAACCCUAUGGCCUGCUUGGGCCACGGGCCUCGCUUCGUAAGGCUCAUGCCAUGGAUGCCUCACUACGACUCAGCAACCUGGAACUAGAAGACGAUGGUAGAUAUCGCUGUGAGCUGAUCAACGGUAUCGAGGAUGAGAGCGUCAUCAUUACAUUGAGGAUAGAAGGGAUGGUAUUUCCAUAUCAGAGCAAAAAUGGCCGUUACAAAUUCACCUACAAGGAAGCUAAGGAGGCCUGUGCUGAACAGGAUGGCACAUUGGCCACAUUCAAGCAGCUAUACAGAGCCUGGACAGAGGGUCUGGAUUGGUGCAACGCGGGAUGGCUCAUCGAUGGGACAGUCCACUACCCCAUCCUGCACCCACGAGAAGCAUGUGGGGGGGAGCUGCUACCUGGCAUUCGCAGCUAUGGCCCCCGGGACAGGAUCCGGGACCACUUUGAUGCCUUCUGUUUCACCUCUAGAACCACAGGCUUUGUGUUCUUCGUUGGAGAGCCACUCACAUUUGGGGAGGCAAUGCAGGCGUGUAGGGGUGAGGGAGCAGAGUUAGCUCUGGUUGGACAGCUCUAUUCGGCCUGGCGUUUCCUGAGCUAUGACCGCUGUGAUGGAGGUUGGUUGAAGGAUGGCAGUGUGCGUUUCCCUAUCACCACCCCUAGAGGGCGCUGUGGCGGUAUUCACGAGGCUGGGGUGCGCACCUUUGGUUACCCCAACAAGACCCUGCGUCUCUAUGGUGCCUACUGCUACAGGUAGCUUUCAUGAGCCCCAUAGCGUGUGGUGCCUACUUCCACUGACUUCAUAGAUCCAAGAUGCAGAACCAUUGUGAAGACUACCAGUGACUCCUACAGGUUUCAGUACGCAGGGCUUGCAGAUACAGGUGGUCAAAAGGCUAGGAACUGGUUCCUCAACAACGGCAAAAAGAUACAAGUAGCACUGCGCUUUUCUGCAAUACUACAAUAUGUUAUUACAGGAAACCUCAAAGGCUUCAUGCCUUUUUCCAUGGGACACAUCAACAAAAGCCUGCCACUUUUAUGAGCUUGACUGCUACAGGUAACAACUGCUGUACAUGUUUCCUGCAUUUGUGUAACAUUCGUUUUGUGAACUUUGUUAUCCAAGAAGCACUAUUCUAGUGUAACAGGAUAGUUAUUACACAAUGACAAAUUCCUAAAAUGCUGCUGUUAGCUUCUUAGCUGAUGUAAGAGGGUGUGUAAAUAGCAGAAUGGGAGAAAGUAUACACACUGAGCAUAACUGUAAUACAAUAAAAUAUCUUGAAAGUGUA